GUGCAAAUAGCCGGUAGCGGGCCGUUUGAACCAUCAAGGCAAUGCAUAUGGCUUAGUCCGCUCGGUGAGACCGGUGCGCUCCUGUCUGGGCGCGACGGCGGUGUGGCGGUGGGUGACCGACCGGGCGGCUCCUGCCUGUGGCCAGCUCGCUCGCUUGGUCCUCUUGUCCUGACCACCGCACUUUCGCGGCUAUAGCCAAAGAUGUGCUCUGCCAUCGAGGUCACGGAGAAGCCCAUGGACGUCAAAGACGUUGCCGACAGGACAGGAGAUGGCGACAUGGUCACCGUGAGGUCGGAGGCUGCGCUGCUCUUCAAAGGCUACGGCCAGCGGCGUGACUUCGUGCCGGCCGCAGCGGCCAGGGCCAUGCCGGGACUGCGAGACCAGAGGAAGAAGCGUCAGUUCUGUGACGUCGUGUUCCGGGCUACCGAUGGCUCGGAGAUCUGGGCGCAUCGGUUCGUGAUGGCUGCCAAGUAUUCUGGCUGCUGCGAGCUCUUCACUCUCGCCGAGAGAGGCACGAGUCCCGAACAAGAGUGGGCCCCGCCCAUCCGGGUCACAGUGGAAGACCUGGACAGCGAAAUGAUCCAGGUGCUCGUCGACUUCGCCUACCGCGUUCCGCUGCACGAGAGCAUCGGCCUGCACAAUGUCGCCAAGGUGCUCGAGCUGGCCGAGAAGCUGAAGAUACUCCGGAUUAAGAAUCACUGCCUGGACACCCUCAGGCAGAAUCUCGAACCGGAGAGCUGCUUGGACACUUACCAGCUGGCCUCCCGCUGCGGAUACGAAAACCUCGCCGAAGAAGCUUUUCGGCAUCUGCUUCGCAAUUUCGACGAGGUGUGGAAGAGCAGCGCCCAGUUCCAGGCUCUGACACCAGAGGAGCUGCGUACCAUCCUGGAAGACGACCGCCUCUACAGUACCAGCGAGGUGGUGCACACGUUCAACGCCAUCCUGAAGUGGAUCUCCGCCGACAUGGAGAAAAGAAAGAGCUACCUCGCCAAGUUACUGCCGCUCGUGCGCUUCGCACGUGGUUCGGUCACGGACUUCGAGAAAGUCAUCAAUCACCCACAAGUCCAGGGCGACGAAGACAGCUUGGAGGUGCUGAAUGCAAUUUACCAGACUCUGUCCCAGCGGUCCAUGGCGGUUGGCGAAGUUGCCGGUGUCGACCUGUCCCCAAGGUUAUGGCUCACGCCUCGCGUGCCCAAGGACAUCCUGUUCCUCUUCGGCGGCUGGGCAGGGGGCGCCACCAACGACAUGCUCACGUACAACUGCAACACCGCCAAGUGGCGCGUGAUGGGCAACCAGUGCACCAUGCCCAGGGCGUACCACGGCGUAGCAGUGAUCGACCAGUGCAUCUACUUCGUGGGCGGCUUCAACGGCCGCGUCUGCUACCACUCGGUCGUCUGCUUCGACGUCUCUCUGGCCAAAUGGAGCGACAAGGCGAACAUGAAUAUGUCGCGCUGCUACGUCAGCGUCGCCGCUCUCCAGGGCUACAUCUACGCCAUGGGCGGUUUCGACGGCAGCUUGCGCACCAAUACAGUGGAGCGGUAUGACGUCAAGAAAAAUCAGUGGUUCAUGGUGGCUGACAUGAACGACGUCCGAAGCAACGCCAGCGCCGCGGCGGCAUGUGGACGCAUCUACAUUGUGGGCGGCUACACGGGCAGAGAGGUUCUGGACACCGUGGAGUGCUACGACCCAUCGACCGACGUCUGGACCCGGGUGGCGACCAUGUCCUCGCCGCGUAGUGGCCUCAAGGCGGUCGCCCACAAGGGCACGCUCUACAUCAUCGGCGGGUACAACGGUUCCCAGCGACUUUCCUCAAUGGAGCAGCUCGACCUGAGGAAAGUUCACUGCUCAGAAUUACCCAGCAUGCGCCGCGCCAAGAGCAACUUCGCCGCCGUCGUACUUCAAGGCUGUCUCUACACAAUUGGAGGCUUCAGUGGGAGCAAGACUGUACCGCUGGUCGAGCGCUACGACAUCGCCACCCGGAAGUGGUACACGGCGCCCGAGAUCGCCGUGAAUUGCAGCGCGUCCGCCGCCUGCAUCGUUUACGACGUCACCAACCCUGCCUCCUGGGUGUAGACCUCCACAAUACACGAGUGUUGCGGCGCGAAGCACGGCCAUGGCCCCCUGACGACCCGCAAGCCUUCAGGAAAGCGCAGCAGGAAAGCGCACCGUGUAGGCCGAUGCGCGAAUGGCGAGCGCGACUUCGUCUUGGCGUUAGAACGGCUGAAGGAAGCUGCCAUAAAAAAUAUUAGAAUAAAACGAAAUCCAAAAUAAAAUCAAUAAAAUAUUCCGGUAGAAAUCGUCGAUAA
Dermacentor albipictus is the source of this 2306-nucleotide messenger RNA. Its product is annotated as kelch-like protein 10. Gene Ontology annotation, molecular function: protein binding. NCBI's taxonomy places the organism in Eukaryota, Metazoa, Arthropoda, Arachnida, Ixodida, Ixodidae. The record is from RefSeq and is a predicted model, not a curated record.